This is a messenger RNA of Triticum aestivum (bread wheat), 737 nucleotides long. RefSeq lists its product as uncharacterized. The coding region runs from base 50 to 565 and encodes 171 amino acids. The transcript is spliced from 3 exons. NCBI's taxonomy places the organism in Eukaryota, Viridiplantae, Streptophyta, Magnoliopsida, Poales, Poaceae. The record is from RefSeq and is a predicted model, not a curated record.
CAUCCAUCCAGGCCACCAUGGCCAUCGAUAGCGCCGUGGAGGCCAUCCAAUGGCUCCUCUCCGGAUAAGGAGCCCCCUCCCCCGAACCGUAGCACCCCCAGGACCUUUUCCCUUCUCCGCCUCGAGUUGCUUCUUCCUCUUCCUCGCAUGGCCGCCUCUGCCGCGGCCAUUGCCUCGCUGCCCCUGUAGCCACCGAGCUCCCCGCGCCCAGCCACCUCGUCUACGAGCUUUGCCGAUGUCCACUCCUUCGACUACGUCCACCAGUUGGAGCCAGGAGCCCCUGGAUCGCAGGGAUCGAUGUCAUCUUCAACCUCCAGCCACCGCGACAUCAUCGAUGAAUUCGUCGCCGUCGCUCCACCCCCGACCUUCCCGAGCUCGCCUACGACAUCGCGACUACGAGACCGGCGAUGCUGCUGCCCAGUUCGACUACGGAGUUGACGACCCCUCCUCCUUGCCAGAGCAACCAGACGUUGGAGCCCAGGAUCCAGACGCCACCAUCGACGUCGAGUACUACACUGGAGAAGCCUACUACUAUGUGCAGGCCGCUGGCGUCGACCAGGAGUAGUUAGGAGGAUCCCAGGCAGGAGUCCUGCGCCUCUUUCAAUCUGUAUCCCAGUUUGUGCUUGCCAUCUUAUGGCAACUUGUUUAACUUAUGUCUGUACUCAGAUAUUGUUGCUUCCGCUGACUCGUUUAUGUCAAGCACUUGUAUUCGAGCCCUCGAGGCCCCUGGCUUGUAA